AUGGAGGCGAAGAAGAAGUCGGCCCCCGCCGCUGCCGGAGCCGCGGCGCCGCCGCCGGCUAACGGGUACUUCAGCACCGUCUUCUCCGUGUCGCCUGCGGGGAGCACAAAUGACGCAAAGCAGUCGGACUUGUACACGAUGCUGAACAAGCAGAGCUCAGAGGCAGAAUGGCAGUAG
Miscanthus lutarioriparius is the source of this 177-nucleotide messenger RNA. The record is from the annotation of a GenBank genome assembly. Lineage: Eukaryota; Viridiplantae; Streptophyta; Magnoliopsida; Poales; Poaceae.